Molecule: messenger RNA, 2553 nt
Organism: Mesocestoides corti
Lineage: Eukaryota; Metazoa; Platyhelminthes; Cestoda; Cyclophyllidea; Mesocestoididae
Source: the annotation of a GenBank genome assembly
AUGCGCCUUAGCAAUUCUACUAAGUCAAAACACGAUACCGAAGACGGCGUCUAUAUAGUAGAAUCAAUUAUCGGUGAACGCGUUGUCAAGAAGCAAAGAUUUUACAAGGUUCGCUGGGAAGGCUUUUCUCCUAAUGAAGAUAGUUGGGAGCCUGAAAGCAACCUGUCAAGUGUUCGAGCCUUGAUAAAGAAAUUUCAACUGAAACAGCAAUCAAUUUCCACUCUCCGCCAACGUUCUUCCAAAAAAGGACACUCCCAAUCGGUAAUUGAACAAAAUUCUAAUAAACCCAACCGGAAAUCGCUACAUUUACACAAACGCAGGAUGACCAAGUCGCGUGUGGGACACUUUGAAUAUGUGCCUCAAAAUGAGCUUGUAGCAGCAAAAACUAAGUACUUCGAUGAUAUUCGCAAUGGGAAAAUUGAUUUAAUCUCAAACGAUUUGUAUUCUCGCGUCAAAACUCGACGUCGUUGCUGUGCCGAUACUCUGGGCCAGAUUGAAGAAAGUAACCUUGUUCGACCUUCCAGUCUGAUAGAACUUAACGAUUGCUCAAGUACUUACCGAGGCACGCCCUCGCGCUACAGUGCACCUUCCACGCCAAAAACUUUCGCUCAGUGUACUGAUGGGUCCAUUGAUGAAUGCGUGUCUGCCAUUUCUGAUCCACCUUCUAGCAGUGUAAAUCUAGAGGAUCGAACCCAGGCCUCAGUUAAUUUUAAAGAAAAGUUGGACCUAAUUGGCCAGCAAAAUUCAAGCAUUAUUCAUCGUCUCCCUCGUUCAAAAAUUGUUUGUCAACGACACAUCAAACAGUCGCGUCUCUCUCGCCGACAUCGCAGAAAGCAGGUGAGACUUGCUCGAAUCCCUCGGUCUUCUGGUACCAAAAUUUUUUUGAAGAAUUCGGACUCUGAAACCGCUCCGAACUCUCUAGUUGAACCGAAAGACCAGGAAUCUUUCAAAGUCUCUGAACAUAACACAGCGGCUAGCAAACUCACAAUUAUCACGAAAACCAACUCACAGCAAUUGCAAAAUUCUGGUGAUUCGUCUAGGUCUGAGACCGAUAUAAGCGAUGGAAAGUCUUUUAAUAUGUCAAAUGAAGCAUCGAUUUUAACACCACCCCGUCAGACGGUAUCAUCUCCAGGGGAACUUAUGUCCCUUUAUUUUGACCUGGUUAACCAAUGUAAUCACUCGGCAUCAGCCGAUGGCCGUAAUCUUUCGGAUUUUCCAGUUGUUAAACCGCUUGAUGACGGUGUGGUGCUUUCGUCGGAGAGUGAGCUAGUCACGGCUAUAAACAGCCAGUAUUGGAGUAUUCUCGCUUCUCAGCCUAUUGAAAAGUUUGUUUAUGACAAUGACACUUCGUCAAGUAGCAGAUCCACAAAUUCACAAAACUACCUGGUUGCCGCAGUAAUCGGGGGUGAGGGAAGGCCAUUCCUCCUCCGACGACUGCUUCAACCUGGGAACCGUUCAAAUUUCAUUGAUCCAAUUUCCGGCUGGCCCCUUCUCGUGAUUGCUGUUUACUUUGGGCGCGUACACGCAGCCCAAGUCCUUCUUGAAUCAGGCGCCCAACCGGAUGCUUCAAUUCUUGUUGGAGGGAAGCUACGAACCGCUCUUGGUGUAGCUAUCACAACGGGAAACGUCGAUAUGGCUUCGCUUCUCAUCUUAAGUGGAGCCAACUUUUACAAGGUUGAGGAAAACACAACUGCUCUAAAAUUCAUCAUACGUCUCCUUCAGGCAGUAAAAUCAAAUUCAUCUUAUGAAUCAACGGCGAAGGCCUCUUCAGGUAGUCUGACCGGCGAGUCGAAUAUUUCGAACAGGUUCCAUCUGCAUUCACCAAAUCCCGAAUUAAUGCCAAUUAUCCAACCUCCAGAGGGUGUCACUAUUCCUCGCUCUCCCUAUGACUAUCUACUUCCGACAUCAUCCACGAAUCCCUGUCCCAGCAUCCCGUUGAGACCUUUUGAUGGUAAAACGCAACAAUUCCCAACUGCUGAUGCCCUCAGCCGCCUGUAUGAGCUUAUUUCUUGUCACCACGCACGUCUUUCUUUAGCCAUUGACUCUCUAGUUCGUCGGUGGCUGUCUUCAGUGAGAAUGGUCCUAUGUAGUCUUGUAAUGCCUUGUCAGUGGAUCAAUUUAUGUGAAAAGUCGUUCACAUUAUCAUUUUCAAUACCCCGAGUUCAAGAUUUACCCAAGGAGGAAUCAGCUCUGGUACUUUUUCUGAUUCAUGGGAUCGUGACACCCCCAGGUGUUUAUCACGUUUGGUUGGAAGAGGAUGGACCUUGUUUUGUUGGUCAAGUUAUGUUCAAUAAUGUGGAGCAAAGGGCUCUAGGGAGGCGGCACUUUGUCUCGACCUUGCAUCCACUUGAUAAACAGAGGGAAGAACAGUUGGUGAGUGUCCAGCUUACCAACGCCGAGAAGGGUGUGUGUAUAGCCGCGAUUGUAAUUAGAUUGAAGCCUAUUUCAGACCCCCGAGCCCCUAAAAACUGCAGCAGCACCCAAGAGACCACUAAUAUCCCGCGUCUGAGGUCCCUUCAAUCCGUUUCCGGUCUUCGGCCGCGAUUGCACUAG